Molecule: messenger RNA, 2582 nt
Organism: Prosopis cineraria
Lineage: Eukaryota; Viridiplantae; Streptophyta; Magnoliopsida; Fabales; Fabaceae
Product: glucomannan 4-beta-mannosyltransferase 9-like
Exons: 9
Coding region: 530-2131 (533 amino acids)
Cellular component (GO): Golgi apparatus
Molecular function (GO): mannan synthase activity
Source: RefSeq, a predicted model, not a curated record
ACACCCAUCCGAUACUCUUCGGGCCUCUCUCUCUCUCUCUCUCUCUCUCUCUCUCUCUACCCCUCCCCUCUCUCUCUCUCACACAUUUUUGUUUUAUUAGUUACAUAUUUACAGUCACGAAGCUCCUUAAUUCUCUGCUUCCGCUUCUGUAAAUGUUGUCUGCUUCCGCAUUCCUCUGAAUUGAUUACAGAAGCAGAGAAGAAGGACGCAGAGAGAGAAGAGGAUAGACUCGAGCAACACAAACUUAGCUUCCUUUCCUGUCUUCUUUAGCUUCUGCUAUUACUUCUGGGGUCUCAUUGCUCCAGAUCCGCCUCAGUUUUCUUCAAGCUCAGUGGGGUUUUAGCCACAGUGACAAACAUUCCAGCUCUGCCUCCAUUGUUUUGCGUGGCCCUGAAGCAAAACACCAAACAGAGAUAUCCCUCCUUCUUUAUCAAAAGUUGCUUCUUUAAAUCCUUCUAGUGGGUUUUGCCUCCUCUGUUUCUCUGACGACCCAUUACUGUAAAGGGAAGGGGGAAAAAAAAGCUUCAGAAUGGAUCGUCUUUCAUCCACGACCGUUCUUCCAGACGCAUUUCAAGGGGCCAGAGAUGAUAUUACUAUGCAACUCGGGUUCAUCUGGGGUCAAAUCAAAUUACCAUUGGUGGUUCCUCUGCUAAGACUGGCAGUAUUUCUGUGUCUGGUCACGUCGCUGAUGCUUUUCGUGGAGAGGGUGUAUAUGGGCAUUGUCAUUACCUUGGUGAAGCUGUUCGGCCGAAAACCAGAGAAGCGUUAUAAAUGGGAACCACUAAAGGACGACGUUGAGCUGGGAAACUCGGCUUAUCCUAUGGUUCUCGUUCAAAUCCCAAUGUACAACGAAAGAGAGGUUUAUCAGCUUUCGAUUGGAGCAGCAUGUGGGCUUUCUUGGCCUUCCGACAGAAUCAUAAUACAAGUUCUCGAUGAUUCCACAGACCCGACAAUCAAGGCUCUGGUGGAGCUAGAAUGCCAAAGAUGGGCAAGCAAAGGGAUAAACAUAAAGUACGAGGUAAGAGACAACAGAAAUGGGUAUAAAGCAGGUGCUCUAAAAGAGGGAAUGAAGCAUGGCUACGUUAAGCACUGCGACUAUGUUGCCAUUUUUGACGCUGAUUUUCAGCCUGAGCCUGAUUUCCUCUGGCGUUCAAUACCUUUCCUUGCUCACAACCCUGAAAUCGCCCUCGUUCAGGCUCGCUGGAAAUUUGUGAACUCCGACGAGUGUUUAAUGACCAGGAUGCAAGAGAUGUCGCUGGAUUACCAUUUUACCGUGGAACAGGAAGUGGGGUCCUCCACGUACGCUUUCUUCGGUUUCAACGGGACUGCUGGAGUAUGGAGGAUUGCAGCGCUGAAUGAGGCUGGUGGAUGGAAGGAUAGGACCACUGUAGAAGAUAUGGACCUUGCCGUCCGAGCCAGUCUCAAGGGCUGGAAAUUCCUCUACUUGGGCAAAAUCCAGGUCAAGAAUGAACUGCCUAGCACUUUCAAGGCCUACCGCUUCCAACAGCACAGGUGGUCUUGUGGCCCGGCAAAUCUCUUCAGGAAAAUGGUAGCGGAGAUUGUCAGAAACAAGAAAGUGUCUUUGUGGAAGAAGUUACACGUCAUUUACAGCUUCUUCUUCGUUAGAAAGGUGGUGGCCCACAUCAACACGUUCGUGUUCUAUUGCAUUGUAUUACCAGCGACAGUUUUGGUGCCAGAGGUUGUUGUCCCAAAAUGGGGAGCUGUGUAUAUCCCUUCCAUCAUCACCCUCCUCAAUGCGGUCGGAACUCCAAGGUCGCUUCACUUGCUUGUCUUCUGGAUUCUUUUUGAGAACUGCAUGUCUCUACAUCGAACAAAGGCAACGAUUAUUGGUCUGCUUGAGGCGAGUCGAGUGAAUGAAUGGGUUGUCACUGAGAAGCUUGGAGAUGCUUUCAAGGCUAAAGCUGCGGCUAAAGCACCCAAGAAACCUCGAUUCAGGAUUGGAGACAGGAUUCACUUGCUGGAACUUGGAGUCGGAUUCUACCUCUUCUUCUGUGGCUGCUAUGAUCUCUUGUUCGGGAAAAAUCACUACUUUAUAUUCCUUUAUAUGCAAGCAAUUGCCUUCUUCAUCUUGGCUUUUGGAUAUGUUGGCACCUUCGUUCCCAACUCCUAGAAGACUCUAUUCGUUCGGCAAUUCCAGUUUCUGUGCAAUGAUUCUCUCUUCUUUGUAAAAUAGUGUUGUGCUUUCAGCAAGGUUCUGUCAAUUAUAUAGGUUGUUAGUACAAAAGAAAAGAAAAAAGGCGAUCACUUCUCAACUAUAUGCAUGGUCAGAAAGUGACUUGAAAGAAUUGAGUUGUUUUUCUUGUGAAUAGUGAGCAAAGAUACGGAGAUUACAAAGUUGUUGCCAUGGAAAUGAAGUAUACAGAAGAGAAGAAACACAGCACUGGGGGCGUCGGAUCCUCUAGAGAGCAGAACAUCUUUGCUAUUGGAUGGAUUGUUUCUUAGAUUUUGCAGUAUUUCUUCACCAUUAUUACUUUUUUCUAUUUCGGGGGGUUUCUCUACAGUGUAUUCGUUUUUACAGUUUGAAGAGAUGGGAAAAGAUUACACAAAUAUUAUUUUCUUUC